CAUUACAUCACUAACAGCUUCAUCAGCCACAGCCCCCUCUACGCCCAGAUAUCAUACUUUUGUCACGUAUACCUACCUCGCUCCUUGCCCCUCAAUCCUCUCAUCCGCUGUGUCUUUCUCUCUUUUGCUUCUACCAGAACAUUCAGAAUGGGACUCUUCAAACACAAGGACAAGACGAAGCCGGAUGCAUUGAAUCUCCAGGCCCAGUCGCAGGCGAUCAACAACAACAACAAUAACUCCGCAACAGCUCCCUCGGACGGUCUCGCGACUCCACGGCCUCAGCACAUGAACAACUCUCAAAACAAUAGCUAUAACGACUCAACGUACUAUUCCAGCAGCAAUGUUUCAACAGCAGAUUCUAAAGCAAGCCAAUUUCCUGCCCAGCGACCUCAACAACCGCCAGGAACUACUGUUACAACUACGACCACUACCACGACGACAACGACAACAGUCUCAUCAGAUGGAACAACACAAACUUAUUCCCACCCAUACAAUCCAACUACAGACCCUCCCCCAGAAGUCUCUGAGACGAAAAUCGACCAGAAUCUUCCCGCAAAUGCCGGUGUAAAACCAGGCAUUUCACAGCCGAUUCCUCAAAACUCAAACCAAACUUCAAAUUCAAGCAAUCCUAUCCGAUCAGAUAACACACCAAACAAAAUGCCAACUAUCCAAAGUCAGGGGAGACCAAACCCUACGAUCCAGCAAACUGCUCCAACGCCAGGCACCUCAAAUCAAAACUCGUUCUUUCAAGCGCCAGCGCGAAAACCCACACCCAAACAACCGGGAGUACAGCAGUCACAGUAUGCUCCACCAGAUGGACCGCCUCCUCAACGACCGAUAUUGCAGACAUGGAGCAGUGGGAGCAAUCCUCGUCUAGAUGCUGAGCUGCCUGCUGUUCCCUUGUCUCCAACUACCACUGGAGGGAGACCUAUCCCUCCACGAUCUGAAUUCAGACAUUCGCCUACGAUGCAGCAAGGUAAUAGCCCGUCUUAUAUGCCCGACGGUCCUGCUUCGCCAAUCAUGCCUGAACGAUCUGAGAGGAGACGGUCAAGAGACGGAAUUGUAGCACCGCUGAAUGUCAGUCCUGUACAUCCAAAUCAGAGCCCAAGUCACCCCCCUCCUCAGGUAUCUGGAAGUGGGUACGGCAAUGGCGCUUCCGGAAACAUUAUCCACCAGAGCCAGAACCAGGGACAAAUACCGAACCAGGCGACUGGGGCGUACUAUGCCAAUCAAGCUACUGCAAAUAGAGACACAAAUGAGCCAUUCAGUCCCAUGAGUCCGACAUCAACAGCAGCUGACCCCCCCGGUCGACCUAAGACACCAAACUUUUCUCGACCGGGAGUAUCUGGUGUAGGAACUUCACCAUCUACGGGUCCAGGACCUAUAAGCCCCUCGUCCGGAGUUGCACCAAUGGGUACCACGACCACCAUCUCUGGCGGUCCUGGAGUCACACAGCAGCAACCUGUUGGGAAACGCCAGAGUUUCACUGCAACGCUGAAAGGACUUCACGGCGCAGGCGAAGCGCUGCGAGGAUCUGUCAAUGAGAGAAUCGCGCAUGUGACUCAUGACCAGGCAGAAGAGGAGAGGAUGCGUGCUGUAAGAGAGAAGGGGAUGGGCGAGUGGAGGGGAAGUGGGUUGGAUGCUAGGAGUCAGGGGUUGAGGGAGGGGUUCCGGGAGAAAGCUGAGGGAAGGAUUAGGACGAGAAGGACGAGUAGAGAUGGUGGUGUGCAUGGGAGUGAGGGACCGGGUGGAUUGGAGGCUGUUCACGAGAGAUAGGUCCGGAGAUGGAGAUGGAGGUUAAUGAAUUUGUAUGAGAAAUGAGAGACGUUGUAAUUAUAUACCGCCGUAUACACGAGGAGUACCUGACUUGAUAUCUGGGAUUGUACGUUGGAUCAUGGGUAAACAGUACAUAGACAGGAAAAAUGACAAUAUCUUAAACGUUGAC
Messenger RNA from Cadophora gregata, 1945 nucleotides. RefSeq lists its product as uncharacterized. NCBI's taxonomy places the organism in Eukaryota, Fungi, Ascomycota, Leotiomycetes, Helotiales, Ploettnerulaceae. Bases 148 to 1776 code for a protein of 542 amino acids. The record is from RefSeq and is a predicted model, not a curated record. The transcript is spliced from 2 exons.